This is a messenger RNA of Durio zibethinus, 381 nucleotides long. NCBI's taxonomy places the organism in Eukaryota, Viridiplantae, Streptophyta, Magnoliopsida, Malvales, Malvaceae. The record is from RefSeq and is a predicted model, not a curated record.
AUGUCAAGAAGCAGGACCCCGGAAAGCAGCUUAGGCUCUAUGAAUCGUAUUAACUUCGAAGGAAGCAAUGCUGGGGCAACAAUGUUCAUCCGUCGUGGCACACCAGACGAGCAAACCGAAGGUUGUUGCUGCGUCAACAUUUAUACCAACAGCAACGUCCAAGGGACAAACUCUUCUGUUUUGCUGGGGAGUAAUAUAAAAAUGAAGAAUCCUGGGGUUCAUCUCUACUUCGGAGAUCUAAAGUUGGGCGAAGAAACUGCAACUCCAACAUCAAUUUCCAGGAGGGCAGCCGGUGCCACAUUAGAGUUUGGUACCCUGUUUUUGCCAGUGUUCAUUCUACUCAUUUUAUUGCUGUGGCUAUAUUCAUUGCUACAACUGUAG